UAAUGAAUGCGAGGUGCAAUCAAUGUUAUUUGAUCCAACUGGAACAAAAUUUGCUGUUAGUAUUUAUACAAAAAAUCCUGAAUACUUAUCGUCGCUUCUAAUUUAUGAUAUAGAUGACAGUCAUUCCGUAAUAGAUAAAACAGAAGAUUGUUCAAAUUAUUGUUAUAAACCUGGUGCUUUCCAACUACUAUGGGAGGAUCCUCACACUAUUCUCAUGUGUUAUGAUUCUUAUAUUAAAAAAAUGGAUAUAAGAACAUCCGAAUUUGUACGUACAUGGAAUUAUUCAUCCGAAAAUAAAAUAUUAACAUGUUUUACAACAGAUAAUUUAUACACUAUUAUGACGGGGACGAUUAAUGAUAAAGUUCUUCUAUGGGAUCAGAGACAAAAUACUUACAUUCAAAAGUAUAAGAAUAGGCAUGAAAAAACCAAUAUAUAUUCUAUACAAUUUGAUAGCGCUCAUCUUCAAGCAAAGUACCAGUCCGUUCUAGCUCAUUCAAAUUUCGUGACUACGGAAUCUACAACAGAUGGCAACUUGUGGGACGGAUAA
Linepithema humile (Argentine ant) is the source of this 547-nucleotide messenger RNA. RefSeq lists its product as uncharacterized. Gene Ontology annotation, biological process: SCF-dependent proteasomal ubiquitin-dependent protein catabolic process. The record is from RefSeq and is a predicted model, not a curated record. Lineage: Eukaryota; Metazoa; Arthropoda; Insecta; Hymenoptera; Formicidae. Gene Ontology annotation, cellular component: SCF ubiquitin ligase complex. Gene Ontology annotation, molecular function: protein binding.